Diorhabda sublineata is the source of this 1971-nucleotide messenger RNA. Its product is annotated as methenyltetrahydrofolate synthase domain-containing protein. The transcript is spliced from 6 exons. The record is from RefSeq and is a predicted model, not a curated record. NCBI's taxonomy places the organism in Eukaryota, Metazoa, Arthropoda, Insecta, Coleoptera, Chrysomelidae. Gene Ontology annotation, cellular component: cytoplasm. The coding region runs from base 330 to 1709 and encodes 459 amino acids.
GACAUUUGACAAUUAAAAAUGUCAUUUAAAAAUAACCAAAACUAAGAUUUCUAAAUAUCUCUAGAUAAGAUGGCAAAUAAUUACACUGAUUUGAUCGUAUCAACAAAUCAUUUUGUUAACAACAAUUUUUUCAAUUUAUAAACAAAAACAAAACAGAAUCGACCUCGGAAAUAUAAAAACGUCAACAAAAAGUUAGUUUCGAGUAAUAAUUAAAAAAUGUUUGAUUAACAUAUUAAAAACUGGUGGGAGUACAAAAUAGAUAAUAAAUUGAUAAACGACAAUUUGUUCAAUUCUUAUUAUCAUUAAUAAGUGAAUCUCAUAUUACCGAAAUGAAACCCAACAAUUCUGGAAGCAAUAUGGACAAGCAGGUUAGUAGAAAUGAAGAAAUAAUACCACCAGUUCUUGCCGACGAGGAAACUAAACUCACUAUAAGGAAAAAAGUUUGGGAGUGUUUUUCCAACCAUCGUUUGAUUACUUUUCCGAAACCUCAUGGUAGGAUACCAAAUUUCAUUGGUAUAGAAGAUACUACCAUGAAUUUAACGAAAUUACCAGAGUUUAUUGGGGCCAAAUCAGUCGCGGUUUUUAUAGACAAAGCCCUGACGUCCGCUAGGGAAUUAGUACUUGAAAAUUCCAAAGAUUUAUAUGUCCCAUUUCCGAGAUUUCAAAGAUGUUUAAUGAAAAAAAUUGUGGUAAAUGAAUCUGAUGAUUUUAAGACUUUGGUAUCCCGUGGGGACAUUCAUCGAGGGGAAAACGUCGGUAUUUCCGAUGGGGUGACUGUAGAUAUGCUGAUAGUGGGUAGCGUGGCUGUGUCUAAAGAAGGUUACCGGAUCGGUAGAGGAAGAGGUUUCGAGGAUUUGGAAUACGGGUUGUUCAAAGAAUAUAAAGCUGUUAAUGAUGAUACCGUCAUCGUUACCAUCGUGCACGAUCUGCAGGUGUUCGAUUCGCUACCUCGAGACUUGUUCGAAAAAUACGACACGCCCGUCGACGUCAUCAUAACCCCGACUCGUACAAUAAUCGUCGAAAAUAAAUUACCGAAACCCCCCGGUAUUUUUUGGAACGAAUUGAAUGUGGGUCAAGUGAAAAGUCGAAAAUUGUUACAAAUAUUGUACGCCGAACACAAAAAAUCCCAAAAUCGAGAUACGACGCUGUCUAAAGAAAAUGGAAAAGGUCAUCGACCUUUCUAUUGGAGGCGUUACUCGAAAAAAGAAACGAAAAACCCCGUCGAGGAUCCGGACGCGAACCGCAUCGACCAAAACGACAAGGAAAACCAAAAGAAGAAGAGGAGGGGAAGCGGCGCGAAAAGGAAUAAAGGAGAAGACGAUACUCCGCGUACCGAAGAAUCUUAUCGCACCGACGAAACGGAUCGUUCGAAACGCAACGAAAAGAGAAGAAGAAAUUUCCGUAUCGAUUAUUCGUUGAAAGUGACGAAUAUAAAUAAAAAAAUGAGGACGAGGGAUUUCGUGAAGGCUCUAAAAGAGAGAAACAUCAAACCUAGAUGCAUAACUUGGAAGGGCAAGAGGGGCGUUUGUUAUUUGCAUUACGUUAAAAAGGAUCGCAAAAAGGACGAGGACGUUUCGGAUGCCAUUAACGACGUCAUCGAAAUUAUUCAAGAUUUGAAAUUGGAUCCCGAUGAACCGGAUAAAAAUUUGAACGUUAAAGUCGUCGAGCCGAUUACUAGAAUUGAAACUGUCGACGUUACCGCCGUUUGAUAGUGGAAUCGAUGAUCCGAAGGUUGAUGGUAAAAUCAUCGAUCUGCACGAUUUUUCCUUGCCAUUUUGAGAAUGUUUUCGUUUUUAUUUCGGAGUUUAUAGAAUUUAUAUUGUUCAGUAUUAACUAAAUAUCUCGAUUAGGGUUAUUAAAAAAAAAAAAAAAAAUACAAAAUUCUUCCAAUUCGUUCCAAAUAUUGAAUUCCUCAAUAACCCCAAUUGAUUUAAGGAUAUUUUAUAUAAUAAAUAGAUAUUUUGUUAUAAG